Melospiza georgiana is the source of this 5309-nucleotide messenger RNA. It is a transcript of the gene CYGB, whose product is annotated as cytoglobin. Bases 352 to 891 code for a protein of 179 amino acids. The record is from RefSeq and is a predicted model, not a curated record. Gene Ontology annotation, molecular function: oxygen binding; heme binding; iron ion binding. Gene Ontology annotation, biological process: oxygen transport. The transcript is spliced from 3 exons. Lineage: Eukaryota; Metazoa; Chordata; Aves; Passeriformes; Passerellidae.
AUUGGUGAAGAGGCUGGUCUUGCAAUGCCUUUGAAUAUUUUACUUUUAGGCAGUUCCUCAUCAGUCAGCCACACACAUCCGAGGCGAGCUGAAGCUAACUACAGCCAUGGACAGCACUAGGAGAUCUCACAUCUAAUCGCACGCAUCGUUCCUCCGGGAUAUUCUUGAAAUUCCACAUCCAAACACGCUGACAGCAGCUGCACUCACACACACACACACUCACACACACAUCCACACGCCGCAGAGCCGCCGAGCAAACACCUUGUCUGUCCUCUCGCAGGAUAUACCCGCUCACACACAUCUCUCUUUAUCUCCUCCUGGCUUCCCGGAGGAUCCUGCCGGCUGUUUUUCAUGGAGAAAGUCCAGGGAGAAAUGGAGAUUGAGAGAUGGGAAAGAAGUGAAGAAAUUUCAGACGCAGAAAAAAAGGUCAUUCAAGAGAUAUGGAGCAGAGUAUAUGCAAACUGCGAGGACGUUGGGGUCUCCAUACUCAUCAGGUUUUUUGUGAACUUCCCCUCGGCCAAGCAGUACUUCAGCCAGUUCAAGCACAUGGAGGACCCUCUGGAGAUGGAGAGGAGCCUGCAGCUGCGCAAGCACGCCCGGAGGGUCAUGGGGGCCAUCAACACCGUGGUGGAGAACCUCAACGACGCUGAAAAGGUCUCCUCUGUGCUGGCCCUGGUGGGCAAGGCCCAUGCCCUCAAGCACAAAGUGGAGCCCAUCUACUUUAAGAAACUCACUGGUGUGAUGCUGGAGGUGAUUGCUGAGGAAUACCCCAACGACUUCACCCCCGAGGCACACGGAGCCUGGACCAAGAUGAAGACCCUCAUCUGCACCCAUGUGACAGCAGCCUACAAGGAGGCGGGCUGGGCUCAGUACCCCACUGCCACCCUGUGAGCGCCCAGGGGGCCACCAGAGGGGCAGGGAGGGCUUUGCUCACCCCAGGACUUCGCUCUGGUCUCCUCUCAAGAUCUUUGCUCGGUUUGGGGAGCCCGGCAGGGCCAGUUCUGUCAGCUGCCAAGUCACAAUUUGAUCUCCAUGGGGUUUAAAAACAAACUAAACAAGCCAAAAAAAGCCACAGAACCAUGAAGGGUGUGGGUGGGUCGGGGUGAAGCAGUUGCAGGGGACGCUGGAAGGAGAUGCAGAGGGUGAGGGGAGAGCUUUGGUUGUUGGCUCCAUCUUCCUGUCCUGGCCUGUCCAUCACCACCUCCCAAAUCCUGCACCUCACUUGCACCAUCUCAAAGCCCCUUGCACAAGUGCUGCUGCCCCGUUCACUGAUGAACAACACAACCCUCAUUUUCCACGUGAGGCCCCUGGCUAAAGCUGGAGCCCCUGACUGCACCGAGAACUUUGCUUUGCUUUGCACUUUGUGUGUCACCUGGCAGGGCUGACUGCCAGAGCCUCUCUGGGUGCUCCAGGUGGGCAGCAGAGCUCACCUGUGCAGUCACCCACAGUCCCUGUCCUGGGCUGGCUGCUGCAGCCCCUCUGGGCUGGGAGAGAAGCUGCCCCACAGCCCCAGAGAGGGGAAGGAGGGGGAUGCCCUUGGGGGAUCCCUCAUGGCUCAGAGCUUGGUGUGUGGGUGGGAUCCCUGUGCCGCAGGUGGGGAGCUGGUGAGUCCCCCCACAGCUCCCUGAGGAGGGGUUUGGAUGGAGCAUGGUGUGCCCUGGGAGCUGCUGUGUGUCGGUCUGUCUGUCCUCUCAGUGACAAGGGGGGUCAGGCUGUGAUUAGGAGGAGGAAAGAUGGCACAGACACAUCAGGAGGGAUUCUGGUUAUGAGGAAAGGUCCCUUCUUUGUUAACAUCCAUAAAUACCUUGUACACAUUCCUGCCCUCAUGGUGAGACUGGGCUCCUCCAAACAAAGUGCCUGGUAGAAAUCAGCCCAUGCAGGAGCUGAGUCCCUCCUGGGGACAGCAGUGCUCCUGCCUGUGCCUGACAGAGGCUUCUCCCACACCCCCCAAACGUGGCUGCAGGGCUUGGAGCACUCAUCCCUCCUCCAACACCAACUCCUCCUGAACCUCCGGGUCAGUCUGCCUGGUUUGUGCCUCAGUUUCCCCUGCAGAUAUGAAAAAGGGAGGAGGAGGAGCAGCCCCAUGUCCUCCUGCCCACAUGUGGUUGGAUUCAUAACAUUUCUGGGAACUGAAUGGCAAAGGAUUGAGGAUGAAAUGCCAGAUGUGCUGGGAAGCUUUGGAAUCCUUGGCACCCAAUAUUUCCCUGAAGGCCUGUGCUAUUUUUAGAGCUCAGGCGUCUAGGGCAAUGUUAUCUGUGGCAGUGGGAGGAGGGUUCCCUUUGAGAUUCCCUCUGGCCUGGCUCCACCGCUGUCCUGGAGAGCUGGCAGCUCCUGAGAGAGCCCAGCUCCUCUCCUGGUGCCAGCUGGACAGGCAGCCAGCCCAGAGCUCCACCUGGCAUCCCCACAGCCACCCUGGGGCCAUCCCUCACCGUGGGUCACUGCCCCAGGCUGACCUCCCUCCUCCAGAGCAGACAGACAGACAGAACCUCCUGCUUGGCUCACCUGUGCUUUCCACCACCCCCAGGAACAAAACAGGUUUAUUGUGUCUCAAAACAGCCCCAGGACUCCAAUAAUGUCACUGCAGCCACUCUGGCCUUGCAGUGCUUUCCUUCCUGCAUCCCACAGUGCCACUGAUGGAGAGGAGCAAUGGGGCCUGGGGCAAUGGCACCUCCUGGGUGGCACCAACAGCUGGGCACAGCUGUCCUGGGUAUGGCAGGGUGCAGGGGGUGUGAAAGGGACAGGCACAGGGUGACAAGUGAUGCUGCUUUGUUCAUGGGGCUGUCAGAGUCAGCAUGCCCAGAACCCAGCCCACAGCCUGCCCUGGUGGAGGUGCCAAUGGCUGCAGCUCCAGCUCACUCUGGGCUGUCACAGAGGCUGCUCAGCCCUCAAACAGCUGCUGCUGCCUGGGUGGGGAUGGAUGGGAGAAGCCUGCUCAGCCAUUGACUCCCCCCCAGUGCAGGGCUGGGAGGGAUCCCUUGGAUCAAGACUGUUAGGUGAUGUCUGUGUGUGUGCACACCACGGCACUCACGAGCUCUGCUGGCUCCUGCCAAGGCCUGGGGGCCAGCAGCACACAUUUCUGAGCAGUUCAUGCACUCCCUGUGCUCUGCACAUGCUGGGCCAGGGGUGUUUCUGUACAGGGAUGUUUCCUCUUUAGACAAAAUUUUGCACAUUGACCUUUGAGGUUAAUAAUCUCCAGGUGGGAAUUUUAUUUUUGCAGCGCAAACCCUUCCCCUCCCUUCCCACAGCCAAAACUGGGCUCCCAGUCUGCAGAGAAGCCACUUUGGAGCGUCUGGAAAUUCUCCAUGUUCAUACCCAACCUACCCUUGUGCCUUGGCUUUUGGGGGGCAGCAGCAGGGAGGUCCCCCCACCUCCCCAUUAAACAGUGCUUUGGUUUCUCCUUUCUUUUUUUACAUCCCCAGAAGAGUUGACCCACGGCCUCCUGCACCACGUGUGCGUGUGCUGGGCUUGGGGCUUUUUCCAGGCACUUUUUCCUAAAGCAGAUCCAGAUGUGUGCAGCUGCUGUCCCUCGAGGAGCACCCCCGAUCAGCCGAAUCGCAGCCCACUCCAGUAGAGGCAAACAAAACCACGUUUAUUUUUAUUUUUAUCAGCUUGCUAGGAAGUGACACGGAGCAGGAGGGCGGCGGGGCAGGGCUCGGGAAGGGAGGAGGAGAUGGAGAUGAAACGAACGCCCCCUCUCUGCUCUGCUGAAACCCAGCACCGUCCUCAUCUGGGGAGAGAUAAAGAUCAACAGAGCGAGGGAAAAGCGCCAUUCCAGAGUGACAGGGCUGAUAAAUGCCGUGUGGCAGAGCAGCGAGGCAGGGGGGGGCAUGUCCUGGCUCUGUGCACGGCUCUCUGGCACACAUACCCACCCAUGCACAGCCAUUCCCUGUCACUGCCACCUACUGCUCCCUCAGUCCCUCCACAACUGAUUGGGGGCCCCUUGUCCCCUUUUGUUCAGGUCUUGCUCUCUGGGGCUUGGCCUUUCACUCCUGGCACACUUAGGCCGAGCUAAGGGCACACUUAGGCCGAGCUAAGGGCACACUUAGGCCAAGCUAAGGGCACAUGUAGGCCGAGCUAAGGGCACACUUAGGCCGAGCUAAGGGCACGCUUAGGCCGAGCUAAGGGCACACUUAGGCCGAGCUCUGCUCUCCUUGGGGGUGGCAGUUGGGGACCAGCUCUCAAACUCCUUUCCCCAGGGCUCGCAGGUGAGAAGUUGAGGCUCAGGGCAUCGCUGCCAGCACAUGCUGGGCCCAGCUGGUCUCUGCCCUGCACCCCCAGACCCAGCCAGCCCCUGGCUCUGCCAGCACCUUGGCAUGAUCAUCAGGGCUGGGCCUGGAGCUGUGAUCCAGGGGGAACGCCUCUGUGCCCCCUGCCAGAGGUGGGGAAAUGCUGAGUGAGGGGGGAUUUGGUGCCCCCCUUGAGCCCCUCAUCCUGGCUCUCUCUGGCAGCACUGCUCCCAUCAGCCAGCUCCUGUCCCCUCGCUGCAGCUCAGUGUUUGCUCAGAGGGAGCUGAGCCCUGGGGAAUGGGGGCAGCACUGGGCUGGGAUGGGGCACAGACCCACCCACCCUGUCCCCCCUCCAUGGCUAACAUUCAUGGCAGGUUUAGCUCUGCAGACACCCCCCAACACCACCAGAACCCUUAUGGGCCUCGUGCCACCACCCUCAUCUUCUCUUGGGGAUGACAAAUCCCCAGGGCAGCCUGAGCUCCCCCAGGGGAUCCUCUCACAUCUCUGCCCCUUUGUCCCAGGAGAGAGGUCACAGUGUCCCCCCAGGGUCUGAGGGGAUGCUCAGAGACUUCAAUGGGGACCAGAUUCCACCUGGCUGGACUCUGGUGCCAGAACUCAGCCUGCCCCUGGCCAUGGGGAAGCUGCCCUGCUGUGGGGAUCUGGGGCCAGCACCACCAAUGCCAGGCACAGGGAUCAAAGGGAAACCCACACGCUGACCUUGGACCAGCUGAGGGAAAGGGAGGGCCAAAUCCACCCACCUGGCCUGACCUCUGUGCCAGGCUGCCAGUUAUUUUCCAUAGCUGAAGUUGUCUCUCAGUGUUGGUGUGUCUGCCCCAGCCCCAGCGUGCCCCACAGCCAUGAGUGUGGUCAGAUGUAACCCUGUGUCUCUCCUGUUCCUGCUGCAGAUCCUGUUCAUGUUCGUGUUCCUCGGCGCUUCCGUGCUGGUUUUAUACCUGCCUUCCGUGUUUAUGGGUGUAACUUUGGUUUUUUUCUUUUUGUAGGUUUUUAGUAUGUUUGUAACCGGACAAAAUGGUGUUAUUAAACUGAAACUUGUAUCUUCAGUGGAUAAAUCAAUCAAACCCC